AAAAUAAUUACAAUUUAAAGUACAAGAAUAUAACCAAUUUUAAAAUUGAAAAAAAUUGAAAGAAUGAAUUACUGAAACUGAAUCCCACAGCCGCCAAAGACAACCCCACCCACGCCACGCCACCAAACCCAACUCCGCCCUCCUCCCUGUCUCUUAUCCCGCCACCCAACCUUCUACCAUCUGUCUCUUCUCUCGCCACCCACACCUCCUCCUUCUCUCUCCCGUUUUCUGUCUCUUCGAUAACCACCCCUCAGUGUAGAAAGCUUCGUGUGUUUGCGUCUCAGUUGUUUCAGUGCAUUUUCCAGUACAACCAUGGCUUCUUUCGGCUCUACCCGACGCGAAGAAGAUUCGGUUCUGGUACAACAAAAUUUGUUUGUGAGGACAUUGACAUUGAACAGGCCACGGCAAUUGAAUGCGCUAAACUUUGAAAUGAUUUCUCUUCUGUUGGAACUUUUUCUGGCUUAUGAGAAGGAUGAUAAUGUCAAGCUCGUGAUUGUCAAGGGGAAAGGAAGAGCAUUUUGUGCAGGUGGUGAUGUAGCUGCUGUGGUUCGUCAGAUUAACGAAGGAAAUUGGAGAUUAGGUGCACAUUUUUUUCAAAAGGAGUUUACCUUAAACUACUUGUUGGCAACAUACAGUAAACCUCAGGUUUCAAUUCUGAAUGGAAUUGUCAUGGGAGGUGGGGCUGGUGUUUCAAUACACGGAAGAUUCUGUGUUGCAACUGAGAAUUCGGUUUUUGCAAUGCCAGAGACAGCUUUGGGACUCUUUCCUGAUGUAGGUGCCUCUUAUUAUUUGUCCAGACUUCCUGGAUUCUUUGGAGAAUAUGUUGGUCUUACAGGUACCAGAUUGGAUGGUGCUGAAAUGCUUGCAUGUGGUCUUGCUACUCACUUUGUUCCAUCAACGCGAUUGUCUUUGUUAGAAGAAGCUCUAUGCAAAGUUGACUCGAGUGAUUUUGCCAUUAUUCAAGCAAUUAUAGAUAAAUACUCGCAGAACCCAACUCUGAAAGAGAAAAGUGCUUACUACAAGAUGGAUGUUAUAGACAAGUGCUUUUCUAGAAGAACAGUAGAGGAAAUUUUAUCUGCCCUUGAGAAGGAGGCUACAAACAAUGCGGAUGCUUGGCUAACUUCAACAAUUCAAGCACUGAAGAAGGCAUCGCCAAUGAGUUUGAAGAUUUCCUUGAAAUCAAUUAGAGAAGGAAGGCUUCAGGGAGUUGGUCAAUGCCUUGUUCGUGAAUAUAGAAUGGUUUGCCAUGUUCUGAAAGGAGAAGUCAGCAAGGAUUUCAGAGAGGGCUGCAGAGCUAUAUUGUUAGACAAGGAUAAGAACCCAAAGUGGGAGCCUUCUAAAUUGGAGCUCGUUACUAACCAUAUGGUUGAGCAGUACUUCUCGAAGUUGGAUGAUGAAGGAUGGGAAGAAUUAGAACUUCCUGCGAGAUCAAACUUGCCUGUAAUUGCCAUUGCAAAGCUUUGAGUAUUAUGGUGUUUCAACCUGCACAAACUUUGUAACUUGUGCAGACUAUUUAGUUAAGUUCUUGCUUCAGCAGGUACAUAAGAGAACACCACUCUAAUUCAUGUUAAUAAAAAAACGAAAGGCCUGUUAUUCGUCCAUGUAAUACGUAUUUCUAGGUGAAAAUAAAUCAGUAUAUAAAGCAUAUACGUGCAAAUCUGCACAAUCUAUAAAAAGAGGAAUUCAUUUUAUGAUAUUAAUGUUCUUUCAUCAUC
Messenger RNA from Prunus mume (Japanese apricot), 1715 nucleotides. Its product is annotated as 3-hydroxyisobutyryl-CoA hydrolase 1. Gene Ontology annotation, molecular function: 3-hydroxyisobutyryl-CoA hydrolase activity. Gene Ontology annotation, biological process: L-valine catabolic process. Lineage: Eukaryota; Viridiplantae; Streptophyta; Magnoliopsida; Rosales; Rosaceae. The record is from RefSeq and is a predicted model, not a curated record.